GCUGAGGCCUACCCAGUGCCUGGUCUUGGCAUACAUGCUCCCUGCCCUCAAGGAAUUCACCGGCCAGGAGAGGAGCCAGGCACAUAUAAGGGCAGCACAAUGUGAUAAGGACAGUGACAGAGGACAGCACAGGGUGAUAUGGGAGCCCAGAGGAGUCAGAGGGCUUCCUGGAGGAGGUGACCCCCCCGGGUUAAGCCUUGAAGAGUGGGUAGCCAGGAGAAGGGUGUCCCAAGGAGAGGGGACAAUGUGUGCAGAACCACAGGGAGGGUAACCAUGGAGUCCCACCUGUGACUUUGUUCUGCACUACAGAAGCCAAGCAGGAGUGGCAGGUGCGAGCUGCAGAGGGCGUAGAGGGCCAGGAUAAGGAUGUUGGCCUCUGUUUUGAGGAUUAACACUGCAAUUUUCCAGAUGAGGAAACUGAGACUCAAAGAGAGACAGCAACUGGCCCAGGGUCACCAGCAUGCAGAUGCCUGCUAUGAUGUCUCUGCUUCUUGUGUCUGUGGGCCUCAUGGAAGCACUUCAGGCCCAGAGCCACCCCAUCACACGACGAGACCUCUUCUCUCAAGAGAUGCCGCUGGACAUGGCCCUGGCUUCCUUUGAUGACCAGUACGCUGGCUGUGCUGCUGCCAUGACAGCUGCUCUUCCAGAUCUCAACCACACGGAGUUCCAGGCCAACAAGGUGUAUGCAGACGGCUGGACACUGGCAAGAAGCCAAUGGCAGGAGCGCCAGGCCUGGGGGCCAGAGUGGAGUCUCAGCCCUACCCGUCCACCCCCGCCACCCCUGGGCUUCCGCGAUGAGCAUGGGGUGGCCCUCCUGGCCUACACAGCCAACAGCCCCCUGCACAAGGAGUUCAAUGCAGCCGUGCGUGAGGCAGGUCGCUCCCGGGCCCACUACCUCCAUCACUUCUCCUUCAAGACACUCCAUUUCCUGCUGACCGAGGCCCUGCAGCUCCUGGGCAGGGGCCAGCGUCCACCCCGGUGCCACCAGGUGUUCCGAGGUGUGCAUGGCCUGCGCUUCCGGCCAGCAGGGCCCGGGGCCACUGUGAGGCUGGGGGGCUUUGCUUCCGCCUCCCUGAAGAAUGUUGCGGCCCAGCAGUUUGGUGAGGACACCUUCUUUGGCAUCUGGACCUGCCUCGGGGCCCCUAUCAAGGGCUACUCCUUCUUCCCUGGAGAGGAAGAGGUGCUGAUCCCCCCCUUCGAGACCUUCCAAGUGAUCAAUGCCAGCAGACCGGCCCAGGGCCCCGCCCGCAUCUACCUCCAGGCCCUGGGCAAGCGCAGCACCUACAACUGCGAGUACAUCAAAGACAGGAAGUGCAAGUCUGGGCCUUGCCAUCUGGAUAAUUCAGCCAUGGGUCAGAGCCCCCUCUCUGCAGUUUCGUCUCUGCUGCUGCUGCUCUGGUUCCUCGCAGUGAGGGCCUUUCCAGACAGUCCAGGCCUCCUUUGAUGCAUGAGACACGGGACAGCCUCACCUGCUGCCUCUGCCCAUCCUGAAGAUGUUGGCAAUGUGUGCUUUCAGUGUAACCAAGAUUCCUGGCAACCCCAUCUGCAGGGAACUCUGGGACCUUCUCUGGUAGCUGCCAGACCUGCUGGUGGAGAAACAGGAGACAAUUUGGGGACUGAACCUUACCCAGGGCUCUAGGAGUGAGACACUGAAUAAAGGGUUGGGCCGGCGGUGUGGGGGGUACUUCAAGACAGGCAGCAACUCACUUGGAGAUAGAAAGACUUCAGUUGAUUUGGGGGGUGACUGGAGAGGAAAGCACUUCGCAGUGAUACCUGUUGGUGUUACUCAGAUGCCUCACAUGUCCAUCUGGAAAGCUCUUGUUCACUCCUCCAGGAAGCCUUCUGUGACCUCUCCCACCCAGCUGGGGUAGUGACCCUGCCUCUGUGCUUCCACAGAGCCCUGAAUGCUUCUGUAUACCACAUGUCCAUGUCUGUCUGCCAUGUCAAACUGUGAGCUUCCUGAGGGAAGGGACUGGGUCAGAGGCACAGAGGUAGUGCCAGGAAAUGUGUGAAACUCAGAAAGGAACAAAUACCUGUGAAUGGCUGGUCCCUGCACUGCCCCUGCCUUGGACACCGUCAAGCUCUCAGUGUCCGAGUGUGAGAAUGGGGUGGACGGUGCCUAACUCCAGCACACAGAGAGAAGGAGAGAUGGAAGAGAGAGCUCUAGUCCUCCAUCAGCACCUCAGCCAAAUCCCAUUCUUUUGUCAGCACAGAUGUAACUUCUGCUCUAAUCCAUGAGUCCUGAGGCUCCUCUCAUCAU
Messenger RNA from Cercocebus atys (sooty mangabey), 2260 nucleotides. It is a transcript of the gene ART1, whose product is annotated as ADP-ribosyltransferase 1. The transcript is spliced from 5 exons. Lineage: Eukaryota; Metazoa; Chordata; Mammalia; Primates; Cercopithecidae. Bases 461 to 1444 code for a protein of 327 amino acids. The record is from RefSeq and is a predicted model, not a curated record. Gene Ontology annotation, molecular function: NAD+-protein-arginine ADP-ribosyltransferase activity; NAD+ poly-ADP-ribosyltransferase activity.